Molecule: messenger RNA, 417 nt
Organism: Rhinocladiella mackenziei CBS 650.93
Lineage: Eukaryota; Fungi; Ascomycota; Eurotiomycetes; Chaetothyriales; Herpotrichiellaceae
Exons: 4
Coding region: 1-417 (138 amino acids)
Biological process (GO): RNA splicing
Cellular component (GO): exon-exon junction complex; nucleus
Source: RefSeq, a predicted model, not a curated record
AUGGGGGAAGUUGCUCACAAGGAAGCAGAAUUUGAUUUCAGAGUCAUUGGCGACGGACGAAGUGCGACUGCGAGAUACGCCAACAAUUCAAACUAUCGAAAUGACUCCCUCAUCCGUAAAGAGAUGUGUGUCAGUUCCCUCCUAAUUUCCGAGAUAAAGCGCAUCAUCAAGGACAGCGAAAUCAUGAAAGAAGAUGAUUCACGGUGGCCGCAAAAGAAUAAAGAUGGAAGACAAGAACUGGAAAUAAGGCUGGGAAGUGACCACAUCCAAUUCGAGACUGCGAAGAUUGGUUCCCUGGGAGACGUCACUGACUCUGCAGACCCGGAAGGACUGCGAGUCUUUUACUAUCUGGUGCAAGAUUUGAAAGCUCUCGUGUUCUCUUUGAUCUCGUUACACUUCAAGAUCAAGCCAAUCUAA